CACCCACCUCUGCAACGGAAACCCCAACGAGAAGGGAAGCCUCUUCGUUCCGCACCUCUCCCUGCGUCGCACGCACGUCGGUACUCGCCUCUGCCAUGGACGCCGGCGAGUGCUCCACCUCCAAGCCGCCCCAGCCCUCCUCCGCCCUCGCGUCCUCCCCAGCCGCCGUCUGGGCCAAGCUAGUGCCUGCCGAUCCCGCCUGUCCGGAGGUGGAGGUCGCCGAGGACGACUCCGUGGUCUGCUCCCUGGUCUCCCCCGCCGGCGGGGAGGAGCUCGCGUGGUGCGAGAUUAGGCGCGGCGGGGACGCGUCCUCCGCGACGAUUCGGAAUCUGAGCUCGGAUGCAAUUAUUGUUGAUGGAACAAUUGUCAAACAAGAAGUAGUUGACAUUAAACCAGGGAGUGAGAUUGUCUCUGGACCCCAGAAAGAAGGGCAUUUAGUGUAUACCUUUGAGAUAACAGCUGCAAAGGACCAUGACAAGAAUAAUAUCAAGAUUGUACUAGAUGUUGAGAAUGCAAAAUGCAGCAUAUGCCUGAAUUUGUGGCAUGAUGUUGUUACUGUUGCUCCAUGCCUCCACAACUUCUGCAAUGGCUGCUUCUCAGAAUGGUUAAGAAGGUCCUCAAGUAAUUCCCAUGAUAAAAAUCAGAGUGCUGCAUGUCCACAAUGUAGGACGGCAGUUCAAUCGGUUGGAAGGAAUCACUUCCUACAUAAUAUUGAAGAGGCUAUAUUGCAAGCUUUUUCGUCGCUACAGAGGUCAGAUGAGGAGAUUGCAUUGUUAGAGUCAUAUGCCUUGGUUAAAUCUAAUAUUAUUUUGGGGAAACAUAAAAAUCAAUCAAGGAAACGCCCUUUGCCUCGUUCGAGUGAUGAAAUCAAUAAUCCUGAUCUGUCAUGUCCUCAAUGUCGCAGUGAAUUUGGUGGAUUUAGAUGUAGUCCAGGAGCUGCGCACUUGCAAUGCAAUGGAUGUGGAGGGAUGAUGCCAGCCAGAUCUAACAUCAGUAUACCACAAAAAUGUCUGGGGUGUGAUAGAGCAUUUUGCGGGGCUUAUUGGUGUUCGCAAGGAGUGAAUUCAAGUCAUUGUAAUCUAAUCUGUAACCAGGAAACUUUCAGGAUGAUUUCUCAACACCAUAUCUCCAGACUUCCUGACACAGUUCAUGGGGGCAAUCCAUAUGAAAAAGAUAUUACAGAAAGAUGCAUACAACAUUCAGGCAAAACAUUGCAAGCUGUAAUCUCAGAGUGGAUAUCAAAGUUUGACAACAGGGAACUUGAUCGCUCAAGGUUGCAAUUGAAUAAUGUGGAUUCAAUUACUUCCAGGACAUAUAUGUGCAACCAUUGCUACAACGAGUUCAUUGAUUUCCUGGUGUACUGGUUCCGCGUAUCAAUGCCCAGAAAUCUUCUUCCACCUGAUGCUGCUAACAGGGAGAGCUGCUGGUAUGGUUCCAUGUGCCGCACCCAGCAUCAUCGGCCCGACCAUGCGAAGAAGCUGAACCACGUCUGUCGCCCAACAAGAGGCAACCCCUAGCCCGCGGCCUCUUUUUUCAAGACCAACUCCCAAUGAUGAACAAUUUGUACAGCAAAGAGCAAGGCUCCUGGGAUCUUUGUUUCACCUUUCUGUAGGAUUUGUGAUGGUACGCACUUGUAAACAUCUGAUAAAUCAUGUGAAACUAUCUCUCCUCAUCAUCCAUUUUGUGUUGAUCCGCA
Molecule: messenger RNA, 1696 nt
Organism: Phragmites australis (common reed)
Lineage: Eukaryota; Viridiplantae; Streptophyta; Magnoliopsida; Poales; Poaceae
Exons: 15
Coding region: 96-1517 (473 amino acids)
Biological process (GO): mitotic cell cycle checkpoint signaling; ubiquitin-dependent protein catabolic process; protein ubiquitination
Cellular component (GO): nucleus
Molecular function (GO): ubiquitin-protein transferase activity; metal ion binding
Source: RefSeq, a predicted model, not a curated record